CUAAUCCUGUUCCUUCCGGUGAUUUUAUCUCGUUCUGGCGCAAACUUUCGUUUGCUCGUCCCAAAUGAACAGGGUUUCAACGCUUCCGAUCUCCUUCUUUUUUAUCGCAUGUUUCUUUACUUGUCUCAGCGUGCAAUGCCAGAAAAACCCCUCGAACACUUUAGUCGAAUAUGAGCUGGAUUUGGGUCAAACAGUGGCUCAGCACUAUAUACAUAUUGACGUCCUCAACGGGAAAAAAGAAAAAUUAGAAGUCUACAACAUUUCUAUGCAAGAUCAAAUGCAUAAAAAUGUAUGCAAUUUUUCGGUGGAGUCUAAUGGCCAGUUUUUGGAGUACAAAACCAACCCGAAACACGUUAAAAAGAAUGACAAAAUCAUCAAAGACGUUUAUAUGUAUUCCAUCAUCCUAGACCCGCCACUAGAGCAGGACCAGUCAACGUCUCUUAUAGUCAAAAUGCUCACCCGCAAGUCCAUUACACCGGUCCAAUCUUCUAUUCCUCAAACCAGCCACAGUUUCCUCGUCCAACACAAUGGAUCUUCCACUCUUUUUUCGCCAUACAAGACGGAGAUUCUUAACAUGCGCAUUCAUCUGAAAGGCAAACUGGAGGAAAUCAACGCUUCCGUGCCAUACCAGUUUGACUCCCAGAGUUUUACUGUAACACUAGAUACUCAGUACAAGUUGAGCUCUUUCACACAAACUAAUUUGUCCCUCAAAUUUUGGAGCAACCACUCAUUGGUAUCUUUCUCGCAUUUGGAGAGGACGGUCAAAGUCUCUCACUGGAUCAACACUGUCAUCAAUAACACCGUCUCUAUAGAAAAUCUAACGCCUAAGAUCAAAGGCGCGUUCUCGCGUCUCCGACAAGAAUCAGACCCAUUCGGGGGACUACCGAUAUUGGACGUUCAGCAAUUGGCCGAUCACGCUAUUAAUCCCAAGUAUGGAGACGUCCUGGGAAAAAUUCAUUCGUUCGUCCACGAAGAGGACCGGCUAAUGCUCGUAAUGAGAUAUCCACUGUUCGGCGGAUGGAAAACCAUGUUUUACACAUCUUACGACUCGCCCUUAAAUGAAAUCGCAUCAAUCAGCGGCUCUUGGCCCAUCAAGGUAACUCUCAAAUUGAAGUUCAUUCCUGUGUACUAUCCAGUAGCCCAAAUCAAUAAAGCGGUCAUGAACGUCGUGCUUCCGAAAGGCGCAUUCAACGUGAACGUUGCACCCAGUUGCCAUCCAGAAAAUUAUGUAGUCACCUACGAAACCCGAAAACAAAUGUUUUCACAAAUGUGGAUCGCUGUCAUCAAGAGAACGCCGUUAUCUACUUAUUCGUCAGAUGAAGAAAUCACCAUCACCUACGACUACCCCCCUUGGUUCAUACUUCAAACACCUUUGUUAUAUGCUGCAAUUUAUUAUGUCCUGUGCUCAAUUUUGAUGAUUGUGCGCCAUCUUUUUUCGCCCAGUCCAGACUCGCCCAGCAAGGAAAAGACCAAAUAAAACUCGGUAGAAAAACAGUGUACCUCAGGGAAAAGAAUGUGCAUUUCAAAAACAGAAAUCGCGGUAUAAACGCUCUACGAACAAGCUUUGUAGACGAAAGAGAUUUUUUUUCAGCUCUGAUCCCCAAGGUUAAAUUCCCCAAAUGAACAUUCCGUAAUCAGGGAAAAGAAAGUUUGUGCUAAAAAUUCGACUACGGUUUAUUGUUGAUUCAAAUUCGCUUCGAAUAUAACAGGUAUUCAUUUUUCAAAUUCUACACUUCCCUUCUAGACUCAAGUGAGAAGCGUUCAG
Schistocerca gregaria is the source of this 1765-nucleotide messenger RNA. RefSeq names its product dolichyl-diphosphooligosaccharide--protein glycosyltransferase subunit 1-like. The coding region runs from base 65 to 1477 and encodes 470 amino acids. The transcript has 2 exons. Lineage: Eukaryota; Metazoa; Arthropoda; Insecta; Orthoptera; Acrididae. The record is from RefSeq and is a predicted model, not a curated record. Gene Ontology annotation, cellular component: oligosaccharyltransferase complex; membrane.